AUGGGCAGAUACAGUGUAAAGAGAUACAAAACAAAGAGAAGAACGCGGGACUUGGACUUGAUCUACAAUGAUUUAUCUACUCCGGAUUCUAUAAACAAAUUAAAGAACCAACCUUUGGAUGAGUACAAACCAGGUUUAGGACAGUAUUAUUGCAUAGAAUGUGCCAAAUACUUUGAGAAUCAAAUAAGUUUGGAUAGACACCAAAGGUCCAAAAUCCACAAGCGAAGGGUCAAGCUACUCAAAGAACGGCCGUACACGCCAUUGGAAGCUGAAGCUGCUGGUGGAGUCAACAUGCAAAAGUUUAUUGCAUCUGUGGAGAAAUACAAGCAAUUGGAGGAAUUCAAAGCAGCAAAUAAGGAUGUUUAUGCAGCCGUAAACAAUCAGAGGAAAGAUACAUUGGAAGCAUUGAUAACGGGUGUUCCAUCGGAAGAGUUUCAAAAACAGCAACAGCAACAGCAACAGCAACAGCAACAGCAAAAAGCAGAAGUAGAGGCUCAACAGUUGAACCCUCUUGAGCCAGUGGAGGUAAUGGAGUCAGAGGUCAUUAUGAAGGAAUAG
Messenger RNA from Lodderomyces theae, 558 nucleotides. RefSeq lists its product as uncharacterized. Lineage: Eukaryota; Fungi; Ascomycota; Pichiomycetes; Serinales; Debaryomycetaceae. The transcript has a single exon. Gene Ontology annotation, molecular function: zinc ion binding; nucleic acid binding. Bases 1 to 558 code for a protein of 185 amino acids. The record is from RefSeq and is a predicted model, not a curated record.